This is a messenger RNA of Egretta garzetta (little egret), 9210 nucleotides long. It is a transcript of the gene ITFG2, whose product is annotated as integrin alpha FG-GAP repeat containing 2. The coding region runs from base 1052 to 2245 and encodes 397 amino acids. Gene Ontology annotation, molecular function: protein binding. Lineage: Eukaryota; Metazoa; Chordata; Aves; Pelecaniformes; Ardeidae. Gene Ontology annotation, biological process: regulation of TOR signaling. Gene Ontology annotation, cellular component: KICSTOR complex. The transcript is spliced from 11 exons. The record is from RefSeq and is a predicted model, not a curated record.
GUGGGGACGUGUGGGGAAAUGCUUUGCUGGGGCACGGUGGGUCGCAAACAGGGUAGAGCCAAGUGUGAAUGUAUCUUGACCUAUAUGAUGGGUGGGUGUGCAUUGGGAAUGUCGCUGUCAGCCCCACAAAUGGUUGUUUCUGAUGGCUCUGAUCUGUUGGUAACUAGGAAGAUAUUAGCUUAACCAGAUACAUGUAAACUCUCCCUUCUCCUCAACAGUAAAAUUUUAUUACAGCCCUAUCCUGCUAUUCUGAAAAGUGGCAUGGCUAGCUAUGCAGUAGCUGAUAAAACAGAUUUUACCAUGAGAAGCUGUGUUACGUGGGGUAACAUGUGCAGGGAGUUAUGAAAUGUACACAGUUUAAAUACACAGAGGUGUGAUGCAGAAGAUGGGAUAGUAGGAGUAGGCUCAUCAGCUGGGGUGGUUGGUGAUUUUUAGCAGUCAUCUUUAAAAAAAUAAUCACCAUUCUGAAAAAUCUUUACCCCUUCCUCAGUGAGAUUGAACAUCCAGUGUAAAUCUAUUGUAAGUGUUCUUGCAACCUCUUUCUGGAUGAUUGCAUUUUCCUCAUUGCCACCAUCUUCAUCAGGUGGUUCAAGAAAGGUCAAGUCAGUCUAGGCUGAAGGAUGGAAGAUGUGGGGGGUGUGGGGAGUGGUGCUGAUUAGCAGAGGGGAAAGUUAAAGCAGUCAGUGAUGCAGCUAUGAAACUGUGGCUAGAGAAGCAGUGGAUAAUGGGAUGUUGCUCUGAGGAGCCACUCUCCACCUCUUCUAUCUGCAAGAGUAAAAAUAGGGCUUUUAUUUUUUCCCAGACCUUUUCUAUUGAUUCUGUCUUUUUAACUCUUGUUUUGCUUUGCUGCUUCUUCCUACAGAGUUAUUUUUAGAGAGAAUUCUGUAAUUAUUGCUGUGUGGGAAUACUGUUACUGCAAUUGUAACUUUCUUCUUACUAACCCAAUUCUCUUAUACAGCUGAAUGAGCUGGUGGUGGGAGACACCAACGGGAAACUCUAUGUUUACAAGAAUGAUGACAGCAAACCCUGGGCUGUGCGAUCUUGCCAAGGAAUGCUCACAUGUGUUGGCGUGGGAGAUGUAUGCAACAAAGGAAAGAAUCUCGUGGUGGCAGUAAGUGCAGAAGGCUGGUUUCAUCUUUUUGACCUGACUUCUCCAACUUCAAAACACCCAGAUGCUUCAGGCCACCAUGAGUUGGCAGCAGUAGAAGAGCAGAAGCCAGUGUUCAAGCAGCACAUUCCUGCCAACACCAAGGUCAUGCUGAUCAGUGACAUUGAUGGAGAUGGGAAGUGUGAGUUGGUGGUGGGUUACACUGACAGGGUGGUGCGUGCCUUCCGCUGGGAGGACUUGUCGGAGAAUUCAGACCAUGUCUCUGGGCAGCUGCUCCUGUUGAAGAAAUGGCUGCUAGAAGGUCAGGUGGACAGCCUGUCUGUGAACCCAGGCCCUGAUGGCUCACCAGAGAUGAUGGUGUCUCAGCCAGGCUGCGGUUAUGCCAUUCUGCUGUGCACUUGGGACUCUGAGCAGCAGGCCAUGACAGAGGGAAGAGAGAACUCUGCCCAAAGCAGCGAGGCCCCUAUUCGAGAUGUUAUUCUACACCAAACAUCUGGACGGAUUCACAACAAGAAUGUUUCCACUCAUCUAAUUGGUAGCAUUGGCCGAGGCUGUUCCAGUGAGAAUAGUGGCUCAGGUCUCUUUGCUCUCUGUACACUGGAUGGGACAUUGAAACUCAUGGAGGGAGCAGACAAACUGCUGUGGUCUGUGCAGGUUGAUCACCAGCUGUUUGCUCUGGAAAAGCUGGAUGUUACUGGCAAUGGGCAUGAGGAGGUGAUCGCCUGUGCAUGGGAUGGUCAGACAUACAUCAUCGACCACAAUCGGACUGUUGCCAGAUUUCAAGCAGAUGAGAAUGUUAGUGCAUUCUGUGCAGGCCUCUAUGCAUGCAAAGGAGGAACCAACAGCCCCUGCCUGGUUUAUGUCAGCUUUAACCAGAAGAUCUACAUCUACUGGGAUGUGCAGCUGGAAAGAAUGGAGUCCACCAACCUGUUGAAAAUCCUGGAUUGUGACCCAGAGUUUGGGAAUCUUCUGCAGCAGCUGGGUGUGGAAAGAGGCGAUGUAUCUGCUGUCAAAGAUCUGAUUCACAAAACACUGUAUUUUCCUGAGAAACAGGAGCAGAGCAGCCCCUCGCAGUGUCAGGACCCUGCUGGAACAGACUCCUCUGCCCACUACGCUGUCAUCCAGGAUCCCUUAUAACAAGUCAUGUGGAGGUUGACAUCUUUAAUAUUAAUCAACGCAAACUCUUCUCUGACUGGAAUUGGGCAUCUAAUUAAGAUGAGACUGGAAGCUUUGACAAAGAUGGGAAAAAAACAGGCAGCAAAGGGAAAGGCAGGCCAGGUUCUGUGGAGGGAUGUGAUUGGCUGUAGGCUUGAGUGAAGGUGGUGGGUGGAUUUGCUUUUAGCUGGGGAAGCUACCAGAACAUCAAGAGUCCAGGGUCCUGCUCAUUGGCCUUCCAUUGCCAGUUUCCAUGUUCUUCGCUAGCUAAAGCACUUUAUGGGUGACUGUGAAGGAUUCACCACUGAGGACAUAGGUGGAGAGAAUAGCUGAGCUUAGUCUCUGUUUUGGCCUAUUCUCACAACUGCUGUAGUGAUUACUUCUGGGUUCUUACCAGGAUCAUGGUGCAGGUGAAGGAACUAAGUUAGGGAACAGGCAAGGGCCUUCUCUCCUAUUUAGAUAUUUUCUUAAAGUAGACCCAGGCAUUGUUUGCCUUUGCUCUGCUGGUGCUCUUCUACCAAGUAGUUUCUCACAAACCACCUCCUGUUCUGAGGAGCUGGAGACAUACGUGAGAAGAACCACAAUGUGCACUAAGAAAGUGUCGAGAGGUAACGGCUCCGGCAAACACCAGCUGUACUCAAGAGGCAUUGCUUGUCUCCUUGGGCAGGGUGAUCCCAGAGAUGGCUGUGACUCAGCAAAUCAGCUGUGAACUGAGCAGUAAGAGGAUUCUGUCUUAACCAUGGAUCUGUGGUGUCAUGAGAGCUUGGACAUUCCAUAACAAGCAGUGGAAAUGCCACACUUCCCUGUUGUAGAGAGUGCCAUGCUAUUUUGAGUCCUGCACAAUUGAAAGAGGUGGACUGGAGGUGAUGUUCCACUUGCUGGUACGCAGGGUCUGGAAAAUGCCAUUGCUCACCCAGGCUGCUCGUAUGCAAAGGCCCAGGCAGGAACUUUUCCAUCUGCUGCUGGUGUUCUGCUUUUCCCAAUCUCAGCUUGCCCCUUGCCUAACUCAGCUUAUUAGGAUAGGAGCAGCAGGCUCACCUGCUGUUUUGCAUCUAUUAUCUUCUCUCAAUUGUGUGAUGUUUUGUUAGAUGUGCAUAAUGGAUGGAGCUGUCCCUUCACCCUUGUGGCAGCCUGAAUUAAAGCAAAUAUAAUUCAGUGAUCUCUCUUUAGCAAACAGUAACAUUUAAAGACCCUGUAGGCUGUUGAAAACCUGUUCUGUACUCGGCAAAACAUCCAAGGGCAGCCCUAACAGGGAGAAAGAACUUUGUACAGAGGAAAGGAGUGUAUUGCCCCUGGGUCAAAGGCACUGUGUGGUAGAAGAGCAGGAUCUUUACAUAAUAAGCCCUAGCUUUUCUUUGCAUUUUCCAUCCAUAGAUUUGUAUAAGCUUUAUAGAGGACAGCUUCCAUCCCCUUUGUUUGAUAGCAGUGAAAGUUGUAGCAUGGAGCAGUGAAAUGGUAUGACCUGCUCUGUACUAGCUAGCUUGCUUCUCAGACUACUCUGAGUCUUCUGACUCUGUAACUACAGUGGAAGCUUCUCUCCAUUUUAAUGACCUCACUGAGAAGCGUUUUUAAAUGUUCCCCUGUCAUACUAAGUGCUUGUGUACAAAUGGACCCUUCAGGCAGGAGCUCUUAACUCAUAAUAGUGCUUUAGUAACAGUGGCCUUCAGAGCAGCAGGGCUUGAGUUUGUCAGCUGUGGAGAAUUGAUGGGAUAGGGACCAUCUACUGAUGGCCUAAAGCAAGGAGUUGUCGUGAAGCUUGUCAGCUCUGGACUGUAACAUCAAGAAAUUGUCAGCUCUCAUGAUUCAGAGAUGUACAGUCACCCAUCCCAGUGGGCAAUCGCCACAGCUUCUGGCAAAUUGCAGCCCUUGGGCUCUCAUCAGUCUCAUAGUCCUUUCCUAAUGAGGAUGAGUCUUGUUGGGGCUAUCAGUCAACUAGAUCACAGUAUAUUGGCUCUUGCUCCUUCCAGGUUUGUUUCCCAAAGCCGAAAGCUGCUCUUCCCGAUCACCAGAACAAGUAAGGAUUCUCCCUUCAGGUGAAGUAGUAGCAGUUACUACUAUUACCUCCUCUUGGGUCCCAGCUGAGUUGAGGAGAGGCGGAUGUCCCUAAAGGUGGGCUGAACGGUUUGGGUUUGCUGUAUUCUGAGAUGCUUAACACCUAGCCCUAUUGCUACCUGAUUUUAAUCUUGCACUUCCAAACUGGGGGAACUGACAUGAAGAGGGACCACAGAAGAGCAGGACUCUGCAGAGCAGUUUCCAGAAGCAUACAACAGAAAUUAUAUUGUAGUGAUGUCCCUGAACAGGCCUGUGUCUUGGCAUAUGCUGUUCUUUCAUCCUGAACGCAGACUGCUGUUCUUCCUCUACUUAAGGUUGUGUAUUUUCUUGUCCCCCCCACCCCAGUUCUGUGGCUUCUGUCUUCCCCCACCAGGGACAGAAGCAGGAUGGUUAUAAGCAACAGAAAAUAGUAAUACCUGAGUUUUCAGUCGUGGCUCUCUCAACCUGGUAUGGGUACUGCUGCACAGGCGAUGGGGCUCUUCUGCUGUGUGUGCUUUGACAAAAACAGGUGGAAUCCUACAACAACUUGUGCCUGCAUAGCCCCACUCAACGUUGUUUGACUUCGGUGGGGCAGGUGUUCUCCACAGAAGUACUUUAUCUCUUGACCCACUGCUGGAACCUCAGAGGUUCCAGCUGCAAUUGCCUGGAGCAUUUUAUUUGCCUGAGGGUUGGGCCAGGCUGAGCUAAUCUGGUAGCUGGGUCUUAAAGGUAUUGCAGUGCCGCUGUAAUUCCUUCUUGAGGCCUAACAAGAAACCUGGAUUGUCUACACUCAUAAAACAACUCAAUGCUGUCUGUCCAUGCCAAAUAUAAACCUUUAUUAGCAACACAAGCACAAGGGGGAUGCAAGUGGUUGUAUGAUUGAAACUGUUUUAUGCAAAACAAACUUUGCUGUACAGGUCAAAUGAUUUCCAAGGAAGGAAGGCCAAAUUGAUCCACUGCUGGACUGUUAAUAGUUGAGAAGAAACAGGAAAGGGUUAAUUGAGGAAAGAUGACAUUUUCCAAUGAACCGUCUUUAAAAGAAAAUGAGACAAAAACAAUGCAAAUGUUGGACAGGGCUACCUGUGCAACCUAGCCCUCUUCUCUUGUUGGCUUGAGGAUAACAUUGCUGUAUGCUGUGCAAGUGCACGCAUGCUGUGUUGUGGAAAGCAGAGGUGAGAAGAUACGGAUGCUAGAUAUCAUCUGUCCCCCAAAACUUUUCAGCUCUUAAAACCAUUUGAGAGGAAAAAUAUUAGCAUUUGAGGGUUUCCUGUGACAGUUUUAUAUUGCUUACAGCACAUAAUAACUUGCAGAUGCAUUUUGCUCCUAUGCCUCUGGUGCACAAAGGAAAAUGAAAACCGUCUACAGAAGAAUUGAUUGGAACUUCUCUACUGUUCCUUGGCUGAAAGAUGACUUUUCUUUUUUCAGGCGCUGAACUCCAAAGUGACAAAUUAAUAGGCUGGCUACAGUCAAUACUUCCUCAAGUCAGUGUUUCAGGCUACUUCCACUGGCAACAAUUUUCUGUGAAGCAUACAUCUACUUGGAGAAGGAGCCGUGUAGGCUCUGUAUCUGGACUGAUGGAAUUACAUUCAUUGUAACUCAUUGCUGUUUGUCCUUGCCAGCCAAUGCAAGCUACAGAGUUGAAAUUACAAGUUGUUCCUUCCCACACAGCAGAAAGUGUUUGCUGUAUCCUACUCGGUAGCAGAUUGAUGUACCCACUGGUACCAGGAAGCUUUUUGACAGGGCAGGAUUUGCAAGACAUGUUUGUAUGUCCCAGUGCCAGCACACAGCAAGUGAGUAGUCCAACAGCAUUCUCAGACAGUGGGGGCGUUCGCAGAUAAAUGAUUCAUGGCUUUGGUUGUAAUGCUCAAUUUACUAGCAAGAAAAUAAAGGGAAGGGGUUGUUUUAUUUUCCUGAGACAUAAUAAAUCUGCUGGCCAUCCCUGCUCUCAUUUUUAUGAUCUCUCUGCUGGAUGCAGUUAUUUCUGUAACUCUUCAGUUAUAUCCUGGCAUUUGCCAGUGGAGUGUCUGACUGCAAACAUAGGUAGGUGGCCCAGUGGUUUUCAGUUCCAUAACUCACCCACUAGUAGUGAAAGAAGCAGCAGGCCUCUGGGAAUGUGGAUGGCUGGAGCUCCUGUUCCAUUCAAAACCAAGUGACCCCAAGCUCCUGGAAAUAGUCCUAAUUAUAGCUUUGGCAGAGUGCAUGUUCUUGGGAUAGGUUUGCCUCUUGCAUAUAGGCCUUGUAAGGGGCUUCAGAAGUCCACUCCCCAUCCCUGGGCAGGUUCAGCCAGAUGUAUCUCACACCAGCCAUGUAACACUUGUUUCUCUGUUCCAAAGACUUGCUGUGACAGAUGCUUCCCUGCAGACUGUUUCACAGUGGCUGCGUCCGCUCUGCUGGAAAGUAGCCCUAGUAGGAGCUGACUACCAAGGUGAUUCAGAGAGAUUAUCCCUAAAAUAAUAACAUUUCAUUGUCUGGAUUGAAGGGAUGGGGCUCAUCCUGAGUAAGCCAGUGUUAGACACAUACAGGAUGUGCCUAUGUCCUGCUCUGAGGUGGCAGUUUGUACUAAAUUUCUACUUUCCAUAUGAAAGCAUUAGCAUUUUUUGAUCUCCAGUGGAAAAGACCUUUAGAUAGCUCCUUCCUUCCCCUUGUCCCCCAAAAGCAAUAGAGAUGACUGGAAUUGGGGGUAGAGAAGUGUAUCUGUAUAAUAGGCUUUUCUGAAAGGAACUACUAUUGAGACAGUCUUCAGCCUUGCUAGCCCGCUUAAUAAUUACUUACUGGGUUCCCUAACAUAGGAAGACUUCUAAAAAUUACCAUGAUUGUAGAUGGGGUUAAGUUUGCUUCUUUGAGAUGUUGUACGUCCUGUUUUAUAAUCACAUCUUUUAAAGCUAAGAUUUGUGUCUUUCACAAUGGAAGCUGGGAUUCCCAUGUAAUGACAUGAAAAUGCUGGUCUGUGGAGAAAACAGCAGUUUGGGCAAGAAUUCAGAAUACAUGUGUUAAGGUCAGUAACAACAUGUCAUUUAAUGCUGUGGGACUUUGGGAGAUCGAAACCCACCAGGAGUUCUGUUUGACGAGGAGGAAACCCGAUACUGAUACUGUAGGAUUAGACUGUGAUUUAGGGAAUGAGUUGAAGUGAGGUGUCAGCCAUGGUGUUAUGACCUGCAGUUCUCAUUUAGUCAUAUAACUUCUUUUUCUGUAAGCUCUGCCUGCAACAAAACUUGAUGGAGAGGUUCCAGGACAAUCGUUGGCAACAGUUUCCUCAGGUCAAAGAGACCUUUACUGUGUGGACCUGCAUGUUCAACUGACAUGGACAGGAGGAAGGUGAAAAGUAUGUCUUCUGCUCUGGAGCUGAUUUCAUAGCUGAAAAGAAGAGCGCUCACACACUAAUUUAGCACUUCCUUGGAAACACCCUCUCUGUGACUGACAAGUGGCACAGUCUACAUUUACACAUAGAAUCGUUAAGAACAAAGAGGAAAGGCUGGCAAGAUAGUGGCACAAUGUGAGAGAGCGUUAGCAACCAGGAAAGUGUUAAAAGGAUUAUCUAAGAAGUCAAGAAUUCCUUUUGGAAGAAGCAAAUUUGUCACUUACCAGUGUGGAAUAAUGAACGAUUUGCUUGGGGGAAGGUAAGGAGCACGCAAAGAAGGAUUCAUUAUGCAAAGAAGAGAGGGACAGAUAGGGCUAGUGAUUUACACCUACUGUAGCACAUUAAUUUGCAGAGGAACCUGAACUAUUGGUGAUUUGAGAAAUGAGGCAUGUGAAUCACAGAAAGGCUUCAGGAGGAAGGUGAGCAAAAGCAGUUAGCCGAAGGCUGACAUGUAAGAGCAACACCUGGUGAAUUCCAACAGCAGCAAGUGUGCAAGUAUCUGCAGGGCUGUAAGUGACAGGCACUAGUCAAAAUAGAAUUGUCAACUCAAAGUCGUGCCAGUUUUCUGUAGGAUCCCAUCCAGCACCCUGUAAAUCAUUGGAAAGAUUCCUGUUGGCUUCAAUCUGAGUUCAGGAAGACUACUACUUACCUAGACCCUCACCCUAGACAGAUUCCAGCUCUGAAACACCUGCCAGGCCUGGCUCUCACACAGGAGUGGCCAGGACUGAAAGCUGUUGGUGGCCCUCACUUUCCCUUGGCAGCCCUUUGGCAGGCAGCCCUUUCACAGCCACCCCCAACACUGAGGUUCUACUCUUGCUCUACCACCUAACCCUCGCCUGCCCCCUCACCAGAGCCCAGCUCCAAAAUGCACACCCACCACCUAGGGCUCCCACACAGAAGUGACCAGGACUGAAAGCUGUUGGUGGCCCUCCGUUUCCCUUGGCAGCCACUUGUGGGCACCAGCAAAACCUGGCAAAAGCUGUCAGGCACUCUGGAAGGCAGCAGAGCCUGCCUGGGCAUCAGCAAAGCCCAACGAAAGACCUGGGGUGCUCUGAAGGGAGGCAGGGCCCCUCGAGGACCUCACAAAGCCUGGCGAAAGCCCCGAGCACUCUAGAAGGCAGGAAGGUCCCUUUGCAGGCUUCCACGAAGCCUGGCUAAAGCUUUGGGCACUCUGGAGAGAAGCAGGGCCCCUUGCAAGCUAAAGCAAACCCCAAAGCGCUAGGGCACGCUGGAGGGAAGGGGGGCCCCUUGUGGGCACCGGCAAAAGCCAUCAGACAGUCUGGAAUGCUAGGAUUAGGGUAAGAGAGAGGGCUAGGGCAUAGGAUAUGGUAAGGCAUAAUAUGCCUUUCUCUUUCCUCUGGUACAGUCUCUUCAUCUGUGGAUUUCAGAGCAUUUUGCAAACAUUAAUUACUUGUCUGGUCCCAUGGCCUAUGGGGGUAGAAGUAUUAAAGCCAUGCUGCAGCUAGCAGCCAGGAAAAUGAAGAAACUGGGUCAUUGGCCCGUUAGAGAUAGGGUUUAGGGAUAGAGGUUAGGGAUAGGGUCAGCGUUAGGGAUUAGA